AUGUAUUUGGUCACAGUGAUUGGAAACCUGCUCAUAAUUUUGGCCAUUGGCUUUGACUCUCACCUCCAUACCCCCAUGUACUUCUUCCUUUCCAACUUAUCCUUUAUAGAUCUCUGUGUGAUAUCUACCACAGUCCCCAAUAUGUUGGUAAGUAUCUUGAGAGAAAACAGGACCAUCACCUAUGCUGACUGUCUUGCUCAGAUGUAUUUCUUUAUGGUUUUUGGUUUGUUGGACAAUUUCCUUCUUACUGCAAUGGCUUAUGACCGUUUUGUAGCUAUCUGUCAUCCUCUUCGCUAUUCAGUCAUCAUGAACCCUGGGCUGUGUGGCCUGUUGGUGUUGCUUUCCUGGCUCUCUGUUGUUUCCUUAUAUUAUGGCACAGGACUUGGAGUGUAUUUGAGCUCUUCAGCUACCCACUCUUCCUGGAAGAGCACAGUUGCCUCAGCAAUGUAUGCUGUGGUCACCCCCAUGUUGAAUCCAUUCAUCUAUACACUAAGGAAUAAGGACAUAAAAAAUGCCCUUAGGAAGCUAAUUAGAAGAACAGUUUCCUCUCAAUAA
Messenger RNA from Antechinus flavipes (yellow-footed antechinus), 555 nucleotides. RefSeq names its product olfactory receptor 7D4-like. The record is from RefSeq and is a predicted model, not a curated record. The coding region runs from base 1 to 555 and encodes 184 amino acids. Gene Ontology annotation, molecular function: G protein-coupled receptor activity; olfactory receptor activity. Gene Ontology annotation, biological process: G protein-coupled receptor signaling pathway. Lineage: Eukaryota; Metazoa; Chordata; Mammalia; Dasyuromorphia; Dasyuridae. The transcript has 2 exons. Gene Ontology annotation, cellular component: membrane.